Messenger RNA from Orussus abietinus, 3264 nucleotides. RefSeq lists its product as uncharacterized. Bases 437 to 2680 code for a protein of 747 amino acids. The transcript is spliced from 4 exons. NCBI's taxonomy places the organism in Eukaryota, Metazoa, Arthropoda, Insecta, Hymenoptera, Orussidae. The record is from RefSeq and is a predicted model, not a curated record.
GGAUAGUUUUCUGGUCCUGUUUAAUUGUGAGGGUGGGGUACGUGCGCGCGCAAGCGCGUCGCUGCGUUGGCUCUAGUAGGUUCGGCGGAAGCGACGGAAAAGCGAGUCAAAACCGGAUUGACUCGACCGGACUCGACCUGUCGCUGCUUUAUUACUUCAACGUUCGUCAUCGGGUUGCACAUGCAUACGUACAUUAUUUUGACGACUAGUACGCGUAGUGUUUCCUAUUUUAAAUGCAGUGGCUUCUCGAUUCGAUAAGGACUUUCGUCCGAAUCUCCUCAGCAUCGUUCAUGCUUCAGAUCAAGUAGGGUAAAAGGUUUAUUCAAUACUGUGUUAUGGACAGUGGAUAGUGCCAUGCCCAUAUAAAUAUUAUCGAGAUCUCAUGCUUUAGACAUUGUGUCUUGUUGUGACCGUAACAAAAAGGUUAACCAAUAUAAUGUUUGACGAUCACACUCUGGAGGAGAAAGUUGAUCUCACUCAAUGUAAAAAAGAACUCAGCUUCUAUGACGUGGAAGGUGACAGAAAUCUUAUUGACAAACGUAGUCCCCAGGAAGAAAUGAAGUAUUUUACAUUAGGUCAAUAUUCCUCGCCACUGGUGCUAAAUAAAUCAAUGCCAAGAAGGAAUCGAAGCCUUGUAUUUCACCAAACAAAUAGAUCUUUAAAUUUUGACGGGCAUCUUUUGAAAUCACCACAUUCGAUGUUUAGCUGUAGCUCCCCUAUUGGAGAUAAAAAUUUGUCGAGAUCGGCAAAGAUAAUGAGAGCACUAAAUUUAGACGAAGCAUCACCUUGUGGGCUGGCAAGGAAGGAGAAUAAAUUGUCUACCUUGGAUUCAAGCCCAGCAAAGAGUCUCAGCUCAUUUGGGAGUCCUUGUUAUACCGAAAAUAAUCGCCCAAAUCAAUGUGACAAAUUUGAUAAAAUCUUGAAUUUUAACAUCAGUUACGGGGAAUCUAAUGUUGACAGUUUAUCAGGAUCUUCGCUUAAUUCAUUUGAUGAAAACCAAAAUCAAACUCCUUUGAGGCGUAACGAACGAACAAUAAGGAUCCUAAAUCACCUCAAUUCUAAUGAAAACGUGUCCACCAAGCACGAUAAACCUAUUCCCGAUAAUCAUGGUGGAGGAAAUCAAUUUGGUGUAAUUCCUAAUGUACAGUCAAUAAGAAAAGGUGAAAAGAUGAGCAAGAUUGAAGUGAAUGUAACUAAAAGAACACCUAGAAAUUUAUUUGAUGAUUUUAACGAGGACGAGAACGAAAGACCUCGUACACCAGAAAACGUUGGUCAACCUGUUCCCGAAAAUUUAAGUGCCAUUAAGAAGAGUCAUAAGAAGGAGAGAUCGUCCCGCCGGUUGGAGAAGUUUGACGAGAGAGAAUGUGUGAUGCGAUCAAACGAGAAAAGACGUUUUACAGAGAACGAAGCGACCAAGUGGUUUUUGACACCUCCCAUGAACAAACCCAGUCCGAGUCCAUGUUACAGCAUGGAUUCAAUCAAGAAAUCCCCCAAGCAAAACAAAAUCAAGAAGAAAUCUUUCUCUCGGAAUAUCGAUGACUCGUCUGACACGAGUUCAAUAUUUGACCUUCAAGACGAAACGAAGAGCAACCUUACCAACGGGAAGGAGACUCCAGAGAAGUCGAAGCGCGAGACAAAACUCGAGCGCUCUAUCGACCUUUCAGCGGAUGAUUUCGAACCGGGACACGAGCGGUCUCUCACUCCGGAACAUGUCAAUUCCAGCAGGCUUUUGCUCCCUCGGUACAGCUCGGUAAAGAAGUCCCACAGAAAGAACAAACAUCGAAAAAUACUGUCCGGAUUUAUCAGACGUCAAAGUCUUCGCAAUCGUGAGAAAGAAUGGGACGGUGAAUUGGUCCGCGACACGGCAUUGCCCACCGUAGAAGUUCUCGCUCAUCCCGCAACGAGCUCGUCGGGGGACGAAGCGGCGCAGAAGAGGAGGAAUGUGUCCGCCUACCGAUUGUCGGACUCGGUCGAACGUCCCGUCGCGGUUGAGGGGACCAACGACCGAGAUGUCCCGGAGACGUCAACGCCCCUUAAGAAGAGAAGAUCGGUGUCACCUCGAGAUCCGAGUGGACGGACGACUCCCGAGACGAGGACGGUGACGGAGCUCACCUCAAAUGUCGAAUCGAUCAAACGAUCGCACAAGAAAGGGAAACGCAAGACCCGAGAAGAUCGGAAGGCGAGCACGGCGUUCACGGGGGAGGAUGGAAACGCCCCCCCGACCGAGCCUCGAGGAAUCGAUUGCAACGAUCCGAAAUCUCGGAGCGUUCGAGAAAACGACGAGUCCGGGUCCACGUGCCUCGGAGGGGGUGCCGCCACUCCACCGAAUCGACUCGAGACCAAGAGUUAUCUCAAGUCGUUGCAAUCCGUCUCGAUCAAAGGAUCGCAUAAAAAGGAACGAGAGAGCAGGUCUCGCAAACCGUUCCGAGAUCGUCUCGGGCAGAGAAUCCCUGGACCAGAGGAAGAAAGAACGAAGGGCCAUGCGUUGAUCACCGACGGCACUGAUUGCAACAUUCGGUUCGUUUGCGACGAAGAUGCGGAAAGUCUGGUUGAACGUUUCGAAAAAGAGCUCCCUGAAGCAAGCGGAAGUGUGGACCUGAACAAUGAUCUUUCGGAUGAUGGUUCUAUUUUUGACCUUGUGGAGAAAUUGAAUGAUCAGAAAGGGGAAUAUCGGGAAUAACUUACCCAAGUCUUAAGGAAUAAACUUAUGAUCCCUUUCAUACGUUUUCAAAGGGCAACAGUCCAAAAGGGUUUAGUGUUCGCAUGCAGAAUUUUUCUCGUUGAUUCUUCUAACCAUUUACUACUACCAGAGUAGCGAAUCCGAUAAUGCAACGAUCACAAACUCUUCAAACAUCGGAGCAAAGAAUCGUCCGUCCCUGUAAUCCACAAAUGCGUGAUCACAAACUGUGAUGUGCAAACUAACAUGCUUUCAAGUUAUCUGAACAAUUACGUGAGGCUUUCCCAAACGUAUUACUUUUCCUAAGCCAACUGUUGGUUCGUUCUAAUAAAUCCCAACGCAAUACAUUUAUGCGCGGAAAUAUUUAUGUUCAGAUGAUUCCAUUAAUUGUUUUGCACACGUUCCGUGUAAUUCCAUUAUACAAAAUGAUCAAUUCAUAACCGUAAUAACAUUAUAAUGCCAACUUAAUUGGAUACUUAACUCCAUGGUAAUGUCGAAUGUAAUCAUUUGAAAGUUUAUGUGAUUCGUUAUAACAAAUUCAGUUGUCUUAGUUGAAGGAAUAUUAAAGGGCGACUGUUCGGAUGCGA